CCCCUUAAAGAGAAGAUGAAAUUGGUUUGCAAAGAAAAUAGAGGUUAUACGCCACUGUAUGCCGAGAAUCUCAACCCUUCUUCAAGUUCUAAAGGUGACUCAAAAGAGAGUUUCUAUAUUGGUCCCCUGGAAAGCAUUUCAAGUCAUAGUAAUCUAAAUCAAUGGCCUUCAGAAGAAGUUUUGCCAUCUUGGAGACCUACUGUUGAAUCUUACUAUGAAAGAGUCCUGACUGCUGGAAAAAAGUUAAUCUCUUUAAUUGCUCUGGCUGUAAACUUGGAUGAAAACUUCUUCCAGAAAGUUGGGGCUUUCAAUCCACCAAUGUCAUUUCUUCGUCUUCUACACUAUCUUGGUGAAUUGGGGCUUUCCGAUGAAGAAAUUUUUGGUGCUUCUGCUCAUUCAGACUAUGGAAUGAUAACCCUUCAAGCAACAGAUGGUGUUGGUGGACUUCAGGUUUGCAGGGACAAAUCUACGCAAUCACUGGUCUGGGAAGAUGUGCAUCAUAUCAAUGGGUGA
Camellia sinensis is the source of this 513-nucleotide messenger RNA. Its product is annotated as azadirone synthase LFS-like. The record is from RefSeq and is a predicted model, not a curated record. Lineage: Eukaryota; Viridiplantae; Streptophyta; Magnoliopsida; Ericales; Theaceae.